AUGGAGACCCAGACGAGGGGGCGGGCCGUCACCUGCAGUCGAGGAGAAAAGCGACCAGGCAAGAAGAGGCCGAGGCACGAACAUCUCGCCAAGCGCAAGCGCGUGGAAGGAGAAGAUGAAGAUGACGGGUCGAUUCCCGUCCCGGGUUCACCCGGGGCUGCAACAGGCGUGAUCACGCCCAGCACGGCCUCGGAGCACCCCUUCGAAGCCGACCCUCGUGACCACGCCGAGACGCCCUUCCAGGCCUAUCGCGACAUCGCCCCGCUCCUCCGCGCCCUCGCCCAGCGGCUCUACGGUUCUGUUGUCGGCGAUGCCAACGACGACGCCGAUGGCGGUGUGGCCGCCGCGUCGCGUCAGCUGCGCAUCUACGACCCGUACUUCUGCGAGGGCAGCAUGGUGGCCUACCUGGCGCGGCUGGGCUUCACCAACGUGUACAACCGCAACGAGGACUUCUACGGCGUGGUGGCGGCCGGGCGGGUGCCGGACUUUGACGUGCUGGUCACUAACCCGCCCUUCUCGGGCGACCACAUGGAGCGCAUCGUGCGGUGGGCCGAGGGCUGCGGCCGGCCGUGGCUCCUCCUCAUGCCCGACUUCGUCGCCAACAAGCCCUACUACCACGCCUUCCGCCAUCGCUGCACCAGCACCAGCGCCGCCAGCGGCAAGCCCGUCUAUAUAGGACCCACCAGGCAGGCCUACGUGUUCGCCGCGCCGCUGCACACGCCCGACGGCGUCACACCGCUCGUCGGCCAGCGGCCCGCCACGGCCGUGGUGCCCGCAGGAUUGAAGAGGAGAGCCGCAGACAAGAACGAAGACGACGAAAACGAAGACGACGAAGGUGAGGGUGCAGGGAAGGUGCAGGUGCUACCGGCGGGGUGCUUCCAGUGCGUGUGGUUCGUGCACCUCGGGGAAGCGCACGCGGAGGCGGUGCUGGCGCGGUGGCACGAGGAGCACUCGGCGGCAGAGGCCGAGGCCACGAUCGCGAGCGAGGCCCGGCUGCUGCCGCAGCUCACCAUCGCCAGGCGACCCACCCCGGCCGAGCGGCGCUGGCGCAAGAAGCAGCGACGCCUGCUUGCAGAGGGCCGGCCAACCAGCGACGCCGGCGGGGAUCAUGCUCCCAUGAUCACCAGCGGUGUUGGUCAUCAGGGCGCAGGCGAGGGCAGCAGCAGCGCAAGUGGAGGACGAAGAGGCCUCCUGCAGCCAAUGGCAGUGCGGCCGGACGAGAGUGGUGGUGUUGGGCGAGGACACCAGCGGGCAGCCCAGAAGAAGGGCCGAGGAGGGAGGACGGGCGGUGGUGUAGGCGGGCCACGAGCAAAGGCGCACCAGACAUAA
Messenger RNA from Acanthamoeba castellanii str. Neff, 1329 nucleotides. RefSeq lists its product as uncharacterized. The transcript is spliced from 2 exons. The coding region runs from base 1 to 1329 and encodes 442 amino acids. Gene Ontology annotation, biological process: methylation. NCBI's taxonomy places the organism in Eukaryota, Discosea, Longamoebia, Acanthamoebidae. Gene Ontology annotation, molecular function: methyltransferase activity; nucleic acid binding. The record is from RefSeq and is a predicted model, not a curated record.